CACCACAGAGGGCUUGAAGGGGAGUGCAAGGGGUUUGCGUGAAGAGCUCAGUCCGCUCCUUCAGAGCCCACCAGCAGUUUAUGAGUAUUUUCAAACAUUUCUUCUGGAACAGUACUCAAUAAUCAAGAAAAAUGGCCAGACUUACGCUAUCUGCUAUGAUCUGUGGAAUGGCUCUUGCAACUGUCUUUAUGUCAGACUCUCUGAAUGCUGGUCCUGUAGGACGGAAUAAAGAGGAGGCCGUUUCUGAGGUGAAGACAGACAGCAUGUCAUCACUGAAGAAGCUGGUCCGCAACAGGAGGAAUGUUGCCUAUUACAGAAGCCAGCCUGAUUUCUGGGGCUGGUAUAAAUACUUCAUGGAGACCAACAACCAGGAAGGAAUCGAGGACAUGGAUCGCAUGUACCGAGUUUACCUGCAAAACAAACACAGAGUAGAAGAGGGCCGCUCUUACAACCAUUACCUCACGCACCUGAGCGAAAUUUAUAAAGCCUGUGCGCUCUCCAACGACCCGGACUGCAUUGCAGAAUCCACCAGCAAACCCAAAGCCAAGAUUGUCAUGCCUGUUCCUGUGAGGCAAGCUUCUGUGACGGUGUGCAACCCUUACCUCGACCCAUACUGUCUCUAUGCCGUUAGGCCAAAAGCUGCAGAAGAGGAGCCUUCACCCGCUCCAGCGAAGGUCCCUGCUCCGAUUCUGUCCCAUCUACUGCCUCUGCCUCUGAAAACCCCAUUGGCUCACUACUACGCUCCGGUCCUGGAGCCUUUCCUGUCGGCAGAGCAAAGAGCAGAGCUGUUGCGUAUCUGCAACCCUUCGGACACUGAGUGUCUGCAGUACCACCUGCGUGCUGCUUAUGGCUACAGGCCCUCGAUCGGCCCUCUGCCCUCGUACGCUCACCUUGGAUGUGAUCCUACCAAAGAUCCUUACUGUCAGCCCAAGCUGGUGGCCAGAUCCCCCUCAGGUUUGUAUCACCUGUACCCCUCCUGUAACCCCGCCACUGACCCCCUUUGCGUCACCAAUGUAGUUGCACCUGCAGCCCAAACUGCAGAGAAUUCGGAAACCCCAAAAGAGAAGUUUUGCAAUCCUUUGUUUGAAGAGGGCUGCAACCCCCUUACAGCUGCCAAGCUAACUGGACUCAGUGCGCCCGUUUUGGAGUACGCUCCAAAAGAUGAGCCUGCGCCUCUCAAUCUGGCCUGCGACCCUCGCUACGACCCAUAUUGUCUAAUGGGUGGAGCCGCUGCUCUCAGGAAACCCCCUCCAGUUCUCCCGGAGUUCCAGACUCGUCACCAUCUGGGCGUCCGUGGCAAGACCAAGGAAGGUUAUGACUGCUACAUGUUCUACGAUAAGGACUGCACCCCGGUGGACAACCAAGACCUGAGGGCCAGUGCGGCUAGUUCUAAACCAUUUUGCCAUCCGUACGACCCCAACUGUGGGAGGUUGGCCGCUAAUCCGUCCACUCAAGCAGAGGCAGCGAAGACGGUUAAAGAUGGCAUAAUUGAGCCCCAUCCGGACUGUGACCCAGAAAUCGAUUACAACUGCCGCCUGCGCAGGGCAGAAUCCAAAGAUAAAGAACACAAAGAUGAGCCGGCCCAGCAAGAACAAGGUCAAGGCAACCCUCUCCCUGAGUAUCCAGUGCCACGAUUCGAGGACUUCCUGAGAGGAUAUAUGGGUGGCUACAAGAAAUGAGAAGAAAAAAUGGAGCAGAACUUACAAAAUCAUGCUUAUGCAAAUUUAGCACAAGUUUAGGCCUAUGCAAAAGAAGCAGUUCAGGGUCACUCAAGAAUCGUUUUUGCAUUGAUGUUUUAGAAACUAUUGAUUAACAUUAUAUUUUAAGUUCUGAAAUGUCAUGCUGAGAAACAAAUUAAUAGAUUUGAGGGUUUUAGUUAUUGAUAAUAGUAUGUAUUUAUGUAUUAAAUAGUGUAGGAUUAGGGUACGUGAAUAUGACUUCAACACUUAAAUCUGUAUGUUACAUUUUCUUUAGUUUUGUUAUCAGAUCCCUUUUAUAUAUAUAUAUAUA
This is a messenger RNA of Pimephales promelas (fathead minnow), 2010 nucleotides long. It is a transcript of the gene and2, whose product is annotated as actinodin2. Lineage: Eukaryota; Metazoa; Chordata; Actinopteri; Cypriniformes; Leuciscidae. The record is from RefSeq and is a predicted model, not a curated record.